AUCCGUAAAAUACAAAAUACCACUUGAAUUCAUACGAAAUAAUUACCGAUUUCGAGAAUUCAAAAUAUUUUUAUUAUUGCGUUAUCAAAUAAACAUUGAAACCUUGUCAUCGUUUCUCUUAAUUGAUAAGCAAUUCCGAAUCUUGAACAAGAAGCGGAAUACGGAAAUUCCUUAACAAGAAAAUAAUCGUAAGAUUAACAUACAUGAUGAUACACAAAACCAGUUGGUAAGUUUCAGCGGUUGGGUGAAGAGAUAACUCCAGAAGCUACCAGUGACUUACAAUAAGUGCAUCACGAUGAUCAAAAGGAUAACUAUCCUUUUCGUGCUUCUAGUAGCAACAGCAAUUGCACAAUGGAAUAGACCAAACUCGCAGAAUUCUGGAUUUUCAUUAUGGGAAAACCAAGGUAACCAAUUAAACCAAAACAACAGACCCGGAAAUAACCAGGAACAAGGUUCUAUAUCUUGGAAUAACGAAGAAGAUUCGCAAUUUGAGAGGCCCUGGAACGGACAAAACAGACCUGACAGCAACCAGAACAGGACUGGUAUCAAUCAGAACAGACCCGACAGCAAUCAGAACAGACCCAGUAGCAAUCAGAAUAAUAGACCCAGUAGCAAUCAGAACAGACCUAGUAAUCAGAAUAGACCUGCCAAUCAGAACAGACCUAGCAAUCAAAUUAGGCCUGGUAACAAUCAGAGCAGACCUUGGGAUAGAUCUACGACCACAACUACUACAACUAGAAGAUCGACGACAAGAAGAGGGCAACAGAGUACAACCCAAAGGUCUACAACCAGUAGAUCAACAACAAGUAGAUCUACAGCGAGCAGUUCAACAACAACCUCCGAUUUUAGUACAACAGCAUCCCCAGCAUUCACCUCUUGCAUGACCAUGUGUAGAACGACCCCAGAGUACAACCCUGUAUGUGGAAGCGACUCCAGAACAUACAGUAAUGAGCAGAGACUCAAUUGUGCCAUCAACUGUGGUCUGAAUAUUGACCUUGCCUUCAGAGGUGCCUGUGAUCCAGCCUAAAUUAACUAUUUUCGAAAAAUAACCAUACCAUUUAGUAUUAAUUGACUUUCUGAUAUUAUUAAUACAACUGAUACAAAAAUAAAAACUUGAAAUUUUAA
Coccinella septempunctata (seven-spotted ladybird) is the source of this 1125-nucleotide messenger RNA. Its product is annotated as translation initiation factor IF-2-like. The record is from RefSeq and is a predicted model, not a curated record. The coding region runs from base 296 to 1027 and encodes 243 amino acids. The transcript has 3 exons. Gene Ontology annotation, molecular function: protein binding; serine-type endopeptidase inhibitor activity. NCBI's taxonomy places the organism in Eukaryota, Metazoa, Arthropoda, Insecta, Coleoptera, Coccinellidae.